Messenger RNA from Strigops habroptila (Kakapo), 3566 nucleotides. RefSeq names its product lebercilin LCA5 like (gene LCA5L). Gene Ontology annotation, cellular component: axoneme. The record is from RefSeq and is a predicted model, not a curated record. Gene Ontology annotation, biological process: intraciliary transport. NCBI's taxonomy places the organism in Eukaryota, Metazoa, Chordata, Aves, Psittaciformes, Psittacidae.
AUGUUCUUGAAGACACCACCGCAGGUGCGGGGGGAAGAAAGCGGCCGAGGCUGCCGCACCGGCUGGGACUACAGCUCCCGGGGUGCCCCGCGGCCGCCGCCUGUCCCCAUGGCAACCGCGACGCGGCUGCCCGCCGAGGAGGCCGGCAGUUCUAGAGGAAGCAACAAUGUUACUUCAGACUCAAUCAAACAAGAUGAGAUCAUCAUCUCAUCAGAGAACCACAUCUCUGACAGCAACAGUGCAUUACAGAUUCCCCAAAGCCCAGAAGUAUUAGAAGCAGCCGCUGUAACAGAGGUAACGACUGUAAGCAACACAGUAGAGAAUACAGAAAUGAACACAGAAGUGAAAAUUCUCACACUGACUAUUCUGAGGGCGUUGUCAGUGAUGUGUGCUGAAACACCCAGAAGCAGCAAACAUUUAGAAAUAUCAGGAACUGAAGAGAAGAAAACAGAGGAAAAGGAAGAAAAGGAAAAGGAAAAGAAGAAAAAAGGACACUGUAUCUUCCCCCAAGAUGAUAAAAAAGGAGGAACAAAAUUGCCAGCUGAGAAGAUACCACAUCAAAAUUCUUCAUCUCCAAGCCUGCAGAGCAGUAUGAUUUCCCCGAAAAAAAAUACAGUGGCUCAGCGAAUAUCAUCAGCAAAAGUUCACAAAAUUAAGGAGCUGAAGAAUGAAAUAGUUGACUUACAAUGCAAAUUAGAAGCAUCAAGCUUAGAAAACCACAUUUUGAAAGAGCUUCAGUAUCGACACUUGAAAGCAAUAGAUAGAUACGAAAAUUUAGAAAGUAACUUGCAGGAUCUUUUAGCAAGUCAUUAUAAUGAGGUGAGAACUUUAAGGAAAAGCCUGAGGAUGUCUCAGGAGGACGAGAGAAAUUCAUCCAGGAAGCUCAGAGAAGUUGAAGCAGAGCUGCUAAAAGCUAAAAGUGCUUUGCAGACCUUGCGUAUGCUUUCAGAAGACAAAACUCUCGCAGAGAGAGAGGAACUUGAUCACAGAUUGUCAGUCCUUACAGAAAAAAUCGAAGUGAAUAAUAAGAGAAUACAGAGCCUGGAGAAGCAGCUGAAGUUGAACAAUAGCAGCUUUAGUCGUCAGCUGGCAAAUGAGAGCAGAAAAGCUCUGGAAGCUGGGAUAAUUACAAAGACCUUGCAAAUGGAAAUUAACUCUCUUCACCAGAAAAUAAAGGAAAAAGAUCGGCAACUUUAUGUAAAAAAUAUCUAUGCAAAUCAGAUGCCUAAAAUCCCAAAAGGCAAAAGAGAUUCAGUACCUCAUGGGAAAAGUUUCAGUAUACACAGAUCAGUACAAGUAGAUAAACAGAGUUUUAGACCACUGCUGCUGUCAGAGUACGAAGUUCAGGAAACAGAAACCAGUCCAGUUCAGCUAACAAAGGAGGAAAUGUCUUCAGAAGAUAAAAGUCAAAAAGCUGAAGCAAAUGAAGCAUACACAGAUACCCAACGUAGAACAGAAAAACAAUCAACCAAGAAAAUACAAGAGCCAGAAACUUUUAACAGGACACGUAGAGACUAUUUAAGGGAGGGCAGACAACUGAUGGAAGAACACAUUUGUUUGGAAUUUAUGAAAGAAGAAAAAGAGGCAGAUUUGCUUAAACAGGAGCUGAAAGAACUGAUGAAAACUGAACAAACUCCUCUAAGUGACAGUAUGAAGGAGAACAAUCAAAAGGAAGAUGCAGCGGAAGAACAUGUGAAAGAAUUAAAAAAGCCAGAUGAAGAGCUAAAUAACAGUGAGCAGCCAGGGAGUAGAUGUGUAACUCCAGGUCUAAGAAACAAAACAACCAUUAGGCUGAAGGAAAAAUACAUAUUCUCAGAAGCCACAGAGAAUUUGCAUCAUGGGCUUCUUACAUCAGGUACAAGACCAAAACACAGCAGGCUUUGCAAGCACAGGCAGGAGUGCAGUGGAACAGCUCAAUCAAAAGUGAAAAAUUCCUUUGGGCUGUAUGAACCACCUUCUGGUCACAUCACCAGAAGGCAGAAGGACAGUUCCACUGAAGCAGGAGGCCACACUCAUAUGAAAUUUGCUGAAAGGAACCAUCUUAAGAAACAACUCUUUGGACUAGGCUGUUCUUGAAGAUACAACCCUUCCAGUUCUAACAUGGGAGGAAUGAAGAAGUGAAAGGAUGCAGGAUUACACAAGCCAGAUUUCAAACCACGACUACUAGUUCAUCACGUAAAGCAUCUGACACCAAUCAUUAUGAAUAACCUCAUGAGAAUACACAGACUAUUUUAUUUGCUAUUUAGUUAAGUACAUCAACUUAGCUUUACUCUAGAAACAGGGAUCCUUACAAACACUUUUAAAAAGCAAUGUUUUUACCUUCAUUAAAUGCAUCCUAAAUCUUAUAAAUACUGACAAUGUCUUUCAAUGAUUUUUCCAAAAUGGUAAGUCAAAUCAGUUGUCACAAAAGAACAUUCUCCUAUUCCUGCUCCAUGUGCAUGCAUGCACAUGCAUAUUCACCUUACAAAGAGAGCCUAACAAUGCAGACAUUUUUACCUGUUACCAGGUGUCCAAGCUAGUCCUUGUUUUGCACCUUUCAGUUGUUUGCAUUCUCUCUGCAGUUUGAAUUUUGAAGCUGAUUAUUCAUUAGCCAGGCAAAGUGAGCAAUCUGCUUUUGUAAGGUUCAUCGUUGGGUUAGUACCAACAAUGCUAUAAAAGAAAGUAAGUUAUUUUCUUCACUCCUGAAAUAGCUUCCAGAAUUCACACACAAUAAAAAUAAUUUGCUAUUGCUGUGUUUUCACUACCAUUAUAAAGCUCUAAAGCUUCCUUCUUUUCCAGUGUUGGAACUUACCAAAACAGUUUGCCUGGUAACUUCCACAGCUGACAUCCAAAGAUGAAUGUGCAAGAGUAAACUAUUGUUUAGGAGAAGUCAGGCGUAUCCAGUUCUCCAAAGCCUUUAAAAAUCCUGUGUUUAAGGUUAUGUAAGCAAGGGUAGGAGGAUUAUAUUUUGUUCCUCACAGUAAUGCAUGAAGCACUUGUUAGAAUUAUAUGAAGUUAUGGAAAAUUACGUGUAUUCUAUUAACUUUAAAAGGCACUUGAAAAAAACCCUUCAAAAUGAUACUGCAAAAGCUGUUCAGGUGAUGGAGACAUUCAGAUCUGAACUUGCUUGCAGUGUAUUUUCCAAACUUUUGCAAGCUUUUCUGGAAGCAGUGCUGCAGCUGUACAGGGGGCACGUUUCAAAGCACGACUUCUGGUGUCAGAAAAGCAGCUUCUUUCUCCUCUACGAACUAUUACCAGAGGCAGUGCCUUCGCUGCUGUCCCAAAGCCAGGAGCAGACAAGCAAACAUAAUCCAACACUCCUCUGUGCCGACCGGGUUACCGAAGGCCUUUUUGCCCUCACUCACCGAAGUGCUUGACUGGAGCCACCAACAAACAGCGCACUGGGUGACCCUGUGCUACACCUGGAUAAACACCAAGUGCCACUGUGAAGGUUUUCAGUGGUGCUGCUUUCCUUGACUUCACUGUGCUAAACUCCGUAUGAAGCCAAGUGGAAAUACCAUUAGCCACCUCUUUAGACUCAGAAGUAGGUCAAUGUCAUAGUUAAAUAAUCUGUCCCAAAUACCUUA